AUGUUGUCAAAUAAAACAUCUUCAGCCGUUCGUUCGGCUAUCAAUGCUCUUCAACAUUAUAAAGUUCUCAAUAUUUUAACAAAUGAUUGUUUUGAAAAAGCUCUUGAAACUGAACAACAACUUUCGAUUGAAAAGAAAAACAAUUCACCAUUAUAUGGUCGUCCAAUUCUAAUAAAAGACAAUUUUUGUUUGCGUGAUACAUUUACAACAUGUGCUUCCAAAAUGUUAGCUAAUUUUCGUUCACCUUAUACAAGUACUAUUGUACAACGAUUAAUUGAUCAUGGUUGUAUUAUUAUGGGAAAAGCAAAUAUGGAUGAAUUUUCUAUGGGUGUAGCAAGCUGGGGUGCAUUUGGACCUGUAGCAAAUCCUUGGAGUUUAACAAAAACAAAGAUAAUAAGUGAAGCAAACAAUAAAACAUUAUUGCAUAUAGCUGGAGGAAGUUCAGGUGGAAGUGCAGCUGCUGUGGCAGCAAACUUUGUAUCAAUAGCUCUUGGGUCAGAUACAGGUGGAUCAAUAAGAAAUCCAGCUGCACGAUGUGGUUGUUAUGGAUUUAAACCCUCAUAUGGUUUACUUUCACGAUUUGGUAUGGUUGCGUUAGUCAAUUCUUUUGAUUCACCCGGGUUUUUUGCUCGAAAUAUUGACGAUUUAAUUUUUGCAACAAAUGCUGUCGCUGGUCCUGAUGGUGCAGAUGCAACUCUACUAUCAAAACAAUUUGAACAAUUUAAAACAUCGAAAGAACUAUCAAAAGAAAAAGAAAAGAUUAUUAUUGGUUUACCUGAUGACUAUGAUAUCAGUAGUUUAUCAAGUGAAUAUCGUUCAUGUUGGCAAGAUUUAGUUCAUCAAUUAACUGAAACUGGUCAAUUUACAUUUAAACGAGUACAAUUACCAUAUACACCUUAUUCAAAUGCAGCUUAUACAAUAUUAAGCUCAUGUGAAAUUGCUUCAAAUAUGGCUCGAUAUGAUGGUAUUAAAUAUGGUUAUCAUACAAAGAAUAUUGAUGAAAAUAGAGAUACGUAUGAAGAUAUUCUAAAGAAAACACGUGAUGAAAGUUUAGGUGAACGAGUUCGUGGUCGUAUUCUAGCUGGAAAUUAUUAUUUACUUGAAGAGAAUUAUGAUAAAUAUUUUGUUCAAAGUCAACGAGUAAGACGUGGUGUCAUGAAUGAUUAUAAGAAAGUAUUUGAAGAAGAUAAGAUUGAUUGUUUAUUAUCACCAGUGGUUUCCAAUGAUCCAAUAACACUUGCUGAAUAUGAGCAAGCGGAUGAUAUAUUUAGUGAAGAUGAUAUAUUUACUGUUGGUACUAAUCUAGCUGGCUUGCCAGCACUUAGUUUUCCAGUUCGAUUAUCAAGUCAAGGAUUUCCUAUUAGUCUUCAAUUGAUUGGUCCAUUUAUGAAAGAUCAAGCACUUCUUUCGAUAGCUCAUCGUAUUUGUUCGACAUAUCAAUUUCCUUUUCUUGAUCUUACGAAACAAAACUAG
Rotaria sp. Silwood1 is the source of this 1473-nucleotide messenger RNA. The record is from the annotation of a GenBank genome assembly. Lineage: Eukaryota; Metazoa; Rotifera; Eurotatoria; Philodinida; Philodinidae.